AUGUACAUAGGUAUAUACGUACAACAAUACACGCAGGCAGUACACGCAAAUGACGUGGCGAUCAGUAUUUUACGAGAAAUUAUUGAAAUUAGUACAGUAGAAAGGGAAUCGUUACGAAAACGUUUCUUGUCACGAUUAUAUUGCUGCUACUGCUAUCGUCCUUCUGUCCUUUUCUCGUGGCCAAAACGUACUGGCGUUCAGGGCUUCUUCCUCGGGGUUUGUGUUUGUAUUGGUGUUUGGUCAUUUUUACCCAUCAGUUAA
Molecule: messenger RNA, 261 nt
Organism: Brugia malayi
Lineage: Eukaryota; Metazoa; Nematoda; Chromadorea; Rhabditida; Onchocercidae
Exons: 1
Coding region: 1-261 (86 amino acids)
Source: RefSeq, a predicted model, not a curated record